CGCAGUAAUCGUGCAGUAUUGUCGGAAUUUUACGGCCGUAUUUUUUUCAAAUUUUUUGUUUAUAUCAUCGUAGAUAAGGGUAGUAAAGUCAGCAUAAUAACGUAUCAGUGUUGUUAGCUGUGUGAAGUGGUAAAACGCAAUGUCCCGCGCGAUAGGCGGUCGGUGAAAGUGCAAGGUGUUGUGACCGCGAGUGAUCAUAAAACGAGUGGAUAGUGGAUGACGAUGGGCGUGGGUCUGCAGCCUCUAGAGUUCACCGAGUGCCUCGCGGACAGCCCUCAGUUCCGCGAGAAUCUCCAACGUCACGAGAAGGAACUAGAACGAACUAGCCAGCAGAUCAAGCGGCUCAUCAAAGAAGUCAAGGAUGUCGUGCAGGCAGCUAAACGUCUCGGCAGCGCUCAGCUGGCGCUGGCAUCGAGCAUGGAGCAGUUCGAGUUCGCCUGCAUCGGUGCAUCCAUGACGGAGGACGAGCGCGUUAUAGGACGCUCCCUGCACCACUUCGCCCAUCUAAUAAGGACCAUAGAGGAAGAGAGGGAACGAAUGUUGGGCAGAGCGCACGAGCAAAUAAUUCAGCCCCUGGAGAAGUUCCGGAAAGAACAUAUCGGUGCUGUCAAGGAAGGAAAAAAGAAAUUCGAUAAGAAGACUGCGAAGUUCUGUCAAACGCAAGAACGCACGUUGUCGCUGUCUUUGAAGAAACCAGAGACUGUCUUCCAAGAGGCUGAUGCGGCAAUGGACAUGGCCGAGCGCGACUUCUGCCAGGCGUCCCUCGAGUACGUGUUCCAGCUGCAAGCCGUCCAGGAGAGGAAGAAGUUCGAGCUGGUGGAGACGCUGCUCGGCUUCGUCUUCGGCUGGUGGACCUUCCACCACACGGCGCACGACGUCCACGCCGACGCCGAGCCCAGGGUGCGCGAUCUGCAACUCAGGAUACAACGAACGAGGAGUAAUUUCGAAGAGACAAGCAAACAGACUGAAUCACUCAUGAAGAAGAUGAUGGAAGUGCGGCAAAUGUCCAAAGAAGAGGACGGAAGCGAUGACGGCCCCGGGGGCGUGUCCAGGGCUGGUUACCUGUUCCUCAUGGAGAAAAAGGCCUUCGGUACGACGACGUGGAGCAAGCAGUUCUGCACGUACGAGAAGAGAUCCCGGAUCUUGACCCUGACGCCGUACAACCAGAUCAACGUCAAAACGAGCUGGUCUCCCGAGGCCGUGUGUCUGUGCGGCGCCGUGGCGUGCGGUGAGGCGGCGGAGCGGCGCUGGUGCUGGGAGGCAAUCCCCGCCGACCGCGAGCGCAGCCCCCUCACACUGCAGGCGCUCUCGCAGCGGGACCGCGCCGCCUGGCUUGCUGCCGUCGACGAGCCCCCCGCUGAGAGACACCCGCAGAAAGCAUCUGUGAACAGUGAAGAGUUUGCGUUAGACGAAACGGGAUUCGCGUUCGUGCGGAAGCUGAUAUCCGUGAUAGAGUCGAGGGGGCUGGAGGAGCAGGGACUGUACAGGGUGGCGGGCGUGGCGUCCAAGGUGUCGCGGCUGGUGGCGUGCGCCGCGCCGGGCCGCCGCCUGCCGCCCGCGCUCCACGACCCGCUGGAGUGGGAGACCAAGACCCUGACCUCCGCGCUCAAGAGCUACCUGCGCGCGCUGCCCGACCCGCUGCUCACCCGCGCGCUGCACGACCGCUUCAUCGCCGUCGUCAAGUGCGAGCGGCGGGCGGAGCGCGCGGCGGGCGUGUGCGAGCUGGUGCGCGCGCUGCCGCCGCACAACCGGGACAUGCUGCUGCUGGUGCUGGCACACCUGCGGAAGGUAGCGGCGAAGAGCGACAAGAACCUAAUGUCGGAGUCGAACCUGGCGGUCUGCUUCGGGCCCACGCUGCUGAGGCCGGAGCGGGAGACGGUGGCCUCCAUACUGGAGCUCAAGUUCUACAACGUGCUGGUGGAGACCAUGCUCGAGAACUACGACGAGAUCUUUGAGGCCGGCCCCCCCGCCCCGCCCGCGCACAACGGCCUGCUCAGAACGUCGCCGACCGCGUUACCGACAGCGUCGAGGAAUGAUAUCAGCUUGGUAGGCGCGGGCGGCAUAGCGGCCGGCGUGGGGCCCGGCGCGCGAUACUCGCCCCACCACCACCAGCUGCUGCAACACUUCACCCACCCGCACCCCCUCGCUCAUGCGGGAGUGGGGCGCUCCAGCAGCAGCUCGGCCGAGUCGGUGUCCAGCGCGUCGCCCCCGCCCGGAGCCCCGGCCUCCGCCCUCCGCCCGCAACGCUGCACGCGCGUGCGCACGCUGUACGCCUGCCUGGGGGAGAGCGACGGCGAGCUGUCCUUCGAGCCCAACCAGAUCAUCACCAACGUGGCGCCCUCGGGGGAGCCGGGCUGGCUGCGCGGCUCGCUCAACGGCAAGACGGGGCUCGUGCCGGAGAACUACGUCGAGCCGCUGCCCUAGGGCGACCCCCCACCCCCAGACACACGCGACUAUACGCUAUAUACUGGUGGUGGGACCUCUUUAUGAGUCCGCGCGGGUAGGUACCACCACCCUACCUAUUUCUGCCGUGAAGCAGUAAUGCGUUUCGGCUUGAAGGGUGUG
Bombyx mandarina (wild silkworm) is the source of this 2565-nucleotide messenger RNA. Its product is annotated as GTPase regulator associated with FAK. Lineage: Eukaryota; Metazoa; Arthropoda; Insecta; Lepidoptera; Bombycidae. The record is from RefSeq and is a predicted model, not a curated record. Gene Ontology annotation, molecular function: GTPase activator activity; protein binding. Gene Ontology annotation, cellular component: cytoplasm. Gene Ontology annotation, biological process: signal transduction.